Molecule: messenger RNA, 4463 nt
Organism: Toxorhynchites rutilus septentrionalis
Lineage: Eukaryota; Metazoa; Arthropoda; Insecta; Diptera; Culicidae
Exons: 4
Coding region: 455-2578 (707 amino acids)
Source: RefSeq, a predicted model, not a curated record
UAUUGCACGGUCGUGGAAUUAAAAUUGAAACAUACGCUUUUCUCGAUGACGGUUCAUCAUUGACGUUGCUUGAUGAUGAUUUGGCAGUCGAACUGAAGCUUGAUGGUGUUGCACAUCCUCUUUGUUUAUAGUGGACAGCAGACACAUGCCGCUAUGAGGAGUCGUCACAAAAAGUGUCCUUACAGAUUUCUGGUGUACGUAAUCCUGAUAUACGAUAUAAACUUCCGACAGUACACAGUUGUUUGACAAACAACUAAAGCUUCCUCCUCAAACAUUGGAAUUUUCUGAACUAGUUGACAAAUACAAGUACCCUAAAGAAUUACCGAUUGACUCUUACACCAAUGUGCGCCCAUGGAUUCUAAUUGGAAUAAACAACUGGCGUGUUGGUCACGUUCUCGACAGCCGUGAAGGAAAAGAGUAUGAGCCUGUCGCAUCAAAAACUCGUUUGGGAUGGAUGGUAUAUGGCGUACAUAACAACGCCCAGUUUCAAGAAGAGUAUACCGCUCAUCACAAUUACCAUAUCAGCUCAAACUCCAGUCAAGUUGAUGACGAUUUACAUAACACUGUGAAGAGGUUCUUCGCGCUUGAUAGCAUCGGCAUAACUAAACCGGAUAAACUGAUAAUUUCCAAUGAGGAUGAACGCGCCUGGUCCAUGAUGCGCUCCAUUACCACUCUAGAGAAUGGACACUAUAAAACUGGACUCCUCUGGAAAUUCGACGACGUAAGACUGCCUGAUAGCAAGACAAUGGCACUUAGAAGAUGGCAGUGUCUGGAACGCAGGAUGACCAGAGAACCAGAGCUGGGUGCUGCACUCAGAGCAAAAAUGGAAGAUUAUUUGCGUAAAGGAUAUGCACGGAAGUUGACUACCGAAGAAUUGAGGCAACCAUAUGAACGCAUUUGGUAUUUGCCAAUAUUCCCGGUGUUCAACCCAAAUAAGCCGGGAAAACUCAGGAUCGUCUGGGAUGCUGCUGCUGCUGUAAACAGUAUUUCGUUGAAUUCCGUACUCAUGACGGGUCCAGAUCAGCUGACGGAACUCCCAGCGGUACUCUACAAAUUUCGCCAAUACCCGGUGGCCAUAGGAGGAGACGUGCGUGAAAUGUUUCACCAAGUACAAAUGAAUGAGGUGGAUCAGCAUUGUCAUCGAUUUUACUUUAGCAUCGAUAAGGAUCAAAAGGAACCCGACGUGUACAUUUUGCUUGUUAUGUCUUUCGGGGCGACAUGCUCACCCAGCCUUGCCCAAUUCGUUAAAAACGAAAACGCGGAACGUUUCCGGCGUCGCUUUCCAACCGCUGUGGACGUCAUCAUAAAGUCACAUUACGUUGACGAUAUGUAUACGAGUGUCCCCACCAAAGAGGAAGCAAUCGCUCUAGCCAAGCAAGUCAAGGAAAUUCACUCUCGCGCUGGGUUUGAGAUGACCAAUUGGGUUUCUAAUUCUCCAGACGUACUUGUAGCUCUGGACGCAUUAGAGGUUCCCGAAAAGAAUUUGAACACGACAAUCGAAGUGGCCAAUGAAAAGGUGCUUGGGAUGUGGUGGUCGACGGAAUCAGAUGUUUUUACCUACAAACUAUUCCUGCAACGCAACAAGGACAUCCUUUCUGGAACGCGACGCCCCACUAAAAGGGAGCUUUUGAGAACCAUGAUGAGUGUUUAUGACCCUCUCGGUCUCAUCGCACACUAUUUGAUGUUUUUGAAGAUGAUUUUGCAGGAGAUCUGGCGGUCUGGAGUGAACUGGGAUGAUUGUAUUGCUGAGCGCGAGUGGGAGAAAUGGAAGAUUUGGUUGCAGUUUCUUCCCUCGCUUGAAAGUUUACGGAUUCCCCGCUGCUACCGUCUGAAAACAUCAGUUAACUCUUCCGUCCAACUCCACACAUUCGUGGAUGCUAGCGAAAAUGGAUAUGCCGCUGUAUGCUAUUUCCGGUUUGAAGAGGAUGGUCAAGUUGAAUGUACGCUGAUUGGAGCUAAAAGUCGUGUCGCACCACUCAAGUUUGUAUCUAUACCGCGCUUGGAAUUACAAGCCGGUAUCAUCGGGGCUCGAUUAGCAAAAGCUGUAGAACAAGGCCAUACGUACAAAAUAUCGAAGCGGUUCUUUUGGACUGAUGCUCGCAACGUUUUGUGUUGGUUGAACUCCGAUCAUCGAAGGUACAGCCAAUUCGUUGCCUUCCGUGUGAGUGAGCUGUUGGAAACAACGGACGUUACCGAAUGGCGAUGGGUGCCAACCAAGUUGAACGUGGCCGACGAAGCCACAAAAUGGAAAUGUGCACCGAGUCUUAAGUAUGAUAGUCGUUGGUUCAAUGGCCCCGAAUUUUUGCUGCAACCAGAAGAAGACUGGCCGAAGCUUCCAGCUUUAGAAUCCUCCAACGAAGAACUCCGUCCUAAUUUAUUACACCACCAUGACGUUGAUAAUUGGGUAGUUACACCCGCCAACUUUUCAAGUUGGAAGCGCUUGCUUCAUACCGUGGCAUUUGUAAUGCGAUUCCCAAGGAAUCUGAGCAGAAAGAAAGUGGCAGAAACACCUGCUGUCGGUCCCUUGUGUGCGGAGGAAUUAACCGACGCUGCGAAUUACAUCUAUCGUCGAGCUUAAGAGAACAUUUACGGAGAGGAAAGAAAGUUGCUUGCUAAACCCAAUCGGGCUAAUGGUGCUCCGAUUCUUCCCAAAAGCAGCCCUCUCUACAAAGUUGAACCGUAUCUUGACGAUGCUGGUGUAAUGCGUAUGCGUGGUCGCAUCGGCGGGUGCGAUUUAAUUGAUGAGUCUACAAAACAUCCAGUUAUCCUCCCUCGAAAACAUCAUAUCACCUCUCUAAUCAUCCAAAAAACUCAUGAGGAAUUUCAUCAUCAGUGCCAUCAGACUAUUUUGAACGAGAUCCGGCGCAGAUAUUACAUUCCACGGUUGCGGACAGUGUACAACAAAACUCGUCGGGAUUGCCAGAAAUGUAAAAUUAUGACAGCUAAGCCACAUCCUCCUCCCAUGGCCGACUUACCAAAAGCUCGUCUCGCCGCCUUUGUUAGGCCGUUUUCAUACUUAGGUAUUGAUUACUUUGGUCCGAUGUUGGUGGUUGUUGGUCGCCGUGUCGAAAAGCGCUGGGGCGUACUAGCCACUUGUCUGACUACUCGAGCAGUACACAUCGAGCUAGCUCACUCAUUAACAACGGACUCCUGCAUAAUGUGUCUGCAAAACAUAAUAGCGCGACGUGGAACUCCUAUCGAGAUCAUAAGUGAUCGCGGAACAAAUCUGACCGGUGCAAGUAAAGAACUCAAAGAAGCUUUAGGAAAAGUAGACGAAGAUCGUUUAAUAAAAGAGUUCACAACAGAUAACCUCAAAUGGGUCUUUAAUCCACCUGCUUCCCCUCAUAUGGGGGGAAGCUGAGAAAGACUGAUACAAUCAGUGAAAAAGAUUUUGACCAGCAUUCUCCCAACUCAACGGCUGCCUACCGAUGAAGUACUGAGAAACGCUCUUGUUAUGAUAGAAAAUAUAAUUAAUUCGCGCCCUUUGACCUACGUACCGGUUGAUGAUGAUGCAGCCCCGGCACUCACUCCUAAUAGUUUUUUGCUUGGAUCCACAGAUGGCUCAAAACCUUUAGUACUUCACAAUGACAGCGGCGUAGCUCUCCGAAGUGCCUGGAAAUCAUCACAAAUUUUGGCAAAUAUGUUUUGGAAGAAAUGGCUAGAAGAGUAUCUUCCUAAAAUAACCAGGAGAAGUAAAUGGUUUACGGCUGGUCGUUAGAUUCAGAUUGGAGACAUCGUGAUUGUUGUGGACCCAAGUUUCCCAAGAAAUUGUUGGCCCAAAGGCAGAAUUAUCGCGACGAAGGUAUCCAAAUAUGGUCAAGUUAGAUCAGCGACGGUGCAAACAGCAGCAGGCAUUUACGAGCGCCCGGCAGUCCGCCUGGCAGUGCUGGAUGUAGGUGCAGAUAGAAGUGACCAGGAUCAGGAUCCAAUCACUGGGGGGACUGUUGCGACACCCCUAGUGUAGCAACGCACCUUCUAACCAGCUACUUGAUUUAAAUGACAUUUUCAAACCUUAGUUAGAUUGUCUUGAUUGAGUUGACAGAUUACAAAAAAAGACAAAAGAGAGUUAGGAAAACGUGGAUCCAUACUUAUUGAAUAAGAUUUCUAUUACUAUUCUAUUAUUGUUAAUUCUAUUAAAACUAUUGUUAUUAAAAUUACUUCGAAGCUUAUCGUACAGGUUCAUUGAUCGAACACUCAGAUUUACCAGGCAUCAAUUAUCGAGAGGCCGAAGAAUUUGAGGUACACUGUGAAUAUAUCCUCAGCUCCGGGAACUUAUCCCUAAAGUCCCACGGAACAUACAAACGAAAAUUUUAACUCUUUAAUAAAAGAUCGAGCUACGAUUUCGGAAACCGUUUCGUUUGUUGCACUCUGCAACAAUACAUGACUUUGGUCAAAUCGUGUGUUGAAACCAUCGUAAAUAUACAAAACUCCAACAUUCUUACCAUAUACUGACGACAUUCAAU